Messenger RNA from Penicillium roqueforti, 732 nucleotides. It is a transcript of the gene rasB, whose product is annotated as Ras small monomeric GTPase RasB. Bases 1 to 732 code for a protein of 243 amino acids. The transcript has 2 exons. Gene Ontology annotation, cellular component: plasma membrane. The record is from RefSeq and is a predicted model, not a curated record. Gene Ontology annotation, molecular function: GDP binding; GTP binding; GTPase activity. Gene Ontology annotation, biological process: signal transduction. Lineage: Eukaryota; Fungi; Ascomycota; Eurotiomycetes; Eurotiales; Aspergillaceae.
AUGGCUGGAAAAAUGACGUUGUACAAGCUGGUGGUGUUGGGAGACGGAGGUGUUGGAAAGACCGCCCUUACUAUUCAGUUGUGUCUUAAUCACUUUGUCGAAACAUACGAUCCAACCAUCGAGGAUUCAUAUCGCAAACAAGUCGUGAUCGAUCAACAAUCGUGUAUGCUCGAGGUGCUGGACACAGCGGGCCAGGAAGAAUAUACCGCGCUACGAGACCAGUGGAUCCGGGAUGGCGAGGGGUUUGUAUUGGUGUAUAGCAUCACAUCACGCGCCUCCUUCUCCCGCAUCACAAAAUUCUACAACCAAAUUAAGAUGGUCAAGGAAUCGUCAAGCUCCGGUUCCCCCUCCGGCCCCAGCUACCUGAACUCGCCCAUGACCGCCUCCGCGGGUCCCGCCAUGCCCGUGCCCGUCAUGUUAGUCGGAAAUAAGAGCGACAAGGCCGUCGAGCGCGCAGUCUCAGCACAGGAAGGCCAAGCAUUGGCCAAGGAGCUGGGAUGUGAGUUUGUUGAGGCAUCGGCCAAGAACUGUAUCAACGUGGAGAAGGCCUUCUACGACGUUGUCCGCAUGCUGCGCCAGCAGCGACAACAGGCAGCAGGUGGCCGUGGCGCAGACCGUCGCCCAACAGGCUUCGGAUCGGGCCGCGAUCGCGACGCAGGCCCCGAAUAUCCCAAGUCCUUCCGGCCUGACCGAUCGCGACAUCGCAGUCGGCUCCAGUGUACUCUCUUGUGA